This is a messenger RNA of Cladophialophora yegresii CBS 114405, 1437 nucleotides long. RefSeq names its product cytosolic nonspecific dipeptidase. Gene Ontology annotation, molecular function: metallodipeptidase activity. The transcript is spliced from 4 exons. The record is from RefSeq and is a predicted model, not a curated record. Gene Ontology annotation, biological process: proteolysis. Lineage: Eukaryota; Fungi; Ascomycota; Eurotiomycetes; Chaetothyriales; Herpotrichiellaceae. Bases 1 to 1437 code for a protein of 478 amino acids.
AUGGCGCCUCAACUAGAACCGUACUUCAAAAAGGUUGACGAGCUUGCCGACUCCUUCAUCGACCGCCUGCGGAAAGCUGUCGCAAUCCCUUCCGUUUCAGCAGAUGAAGAAAGACGAAAGGAUGUCGUCCGAAUGGGCCAAUUUCUGGCCUCCGAACUCGAAUCGCUGGGCGCAGAAGUGGAACAACGCCCUCUAGGCAAACAACCCGGGAAAGAACACCUCGACCUCCCGCCAGUUAUUAUCGCCCGCUACGGGAACGACAAGUCCAAACGCACGAUCCUCGUCUACGGCCACUACGACGUCCAACCCGCCCUCGUGGAAGAUGGCUGGGCAACCACGCCCUUCGAACUUACCAUUGAUGACAAAGGGAGAAUGUACGGCCGCGGCAGCACAGACGACAAGGGUCCCGUGCUAGGCUGGCUCAACGCCAUUGAAGCCCAUCAGAAAGCUGGUGUCGAUUUCCCGGUCAAUUUGCUCUGCUGUUUUGAGGGCAUGGAAGAGUAUGGCAGUGAGGGUCUCGACGACUUCAUCAAUGCCGAGGCCAAGAGAUUCUUCAAAGACGCCGACGCCGUCUGCAUCUCCGAUAACUACUGGCUCGGGACCGAGAAACCAUGCUUGACCUACGGUCUCCGGGGUUGUAACUACUACUCUGUCGAAAUUAAAGGUCCGGGCCAGGACCUCCACAGCGGUGUCUUUGGCGGCACCGCCCAAGAACCCAUGACGGACCUCAUGACCAUCCUCUCCAAAUUGGUCUCCAAUGACGGCAAGAUCCUCAUCCCAGGUAUCAAUGAAAUGGUCGCCCCUUUGACUGAAGAAGAAAAGAAACUGUACGGACCCAUUGCCUAUACCAUGGACAACCUGUACGAGUCGCUCGGCAGCCAAACCGCAAUCUUCAACGACAAGGACCAGACCCUCAUGGCAAGGUGGCGGUAUCCCUCGUUGUCCAUCCACGGUGUGGAAGGUGCGUUCAGUGCUCCCGGAGCAAAGACCGUCAUCCCCGCCAAAGUCAUUGGCAAAUUCUCCAUUCGCACUGUGCCAAAUAUGGAAUCCUCGGCUGUCAACGAAGCGGUCUUCAAAUACAUUCGCUCUGAAUUCGCAAAGUUGAACUCCAAGAACUCGCUGGAUGUCUAUUGCCAACACGAUGGCAAGUGGUGGGUCGCUUCGCCCUCCCACUGGAAUUUCUCUGCAGCGGCCAAAGCUGUCAAGGAAGUUUUCGGUGUGGAACCCGACAUGACGAGAGAGGGCGGCUCGAUCCCAGUGACCAUCACAUUUGAGCAGGCGACGGGGAAGAACGUGCUCUUGCUGCCGAUGGGCAGCUCUACGGACGCGGCGCAUAGUAUCAACGAGAAGCUGGACCGGAGGAAUUACAUUGAGGGAACCAAGCUGUUGGGCGCGUAUCUGCAUUAUGUUGCCGAGGAACCAAUGACUGCAUCUUAG